AUGACGCAACUAAUCCCGAUCCUCUUCGCCUUAGUCUCGAUCAUACUGCUUAUCCCAGUGUCAGCUAUACCACAGGCAGACACGUUACACCUCGCCAACGCAAGGAUACUCCCUCCACUCGGUGAUGGCAUAUCAUCACAAAAAUUCGAUCUCAUCGCGGAUAUUCUCGAGUUCAACUCGACGAUCAGAUUCGCUCUAGAGACCAACGACGACCUCAUCUCACAGGAUGCCCGAGCCCAGAAUUGGAUCGGUUAUGGUCAGACGGACAGUGGAAACCAGCUCAGCAACGGGCUGCACAUGACCAAAGGAACAUCGUGGAUACAAGGAAGAACCGGUGAAGAAUGGGAUAAUGCAGGGUGGGCGCGGCUCGCUCUCAGCCAAGCGAAAGAAGGUGUCAGCUUUGAUGGAACAUUCACCUUGUUCCACUCCCAGUAUGAAAUCCAACUAGAGGGGAAUGAUGGUGAGCUGUCAAGAAUGAUAGCCCAGAAACAAGACUCCGACUUCAUAGGCGGCAAUCAAACAUCACAUUCAUCGUGUGCGACUGCUCCAGAAGACUUCCUAACAAGACGUCAGCUUGGAUUGGUCAAUGCAUGGAGCGACAACCUGGAGAGUACCAUCGGCAAUACCGAUGGUUGUCCGAAGACCAGACAGGUUGCAAAUAUUGGUAUCAUGACUGAUUGCACAUAUACUGCAAGCUUUAAUUCGUCGGAUUCUGCCCGCAGAUACAUUCUGAACAUGGUGAAUACCGCCUCGGUCGUGUUCGAAAACAGUUUCAACAUCUCCAUCAGCAUCCAGAAUUUGACGAUCAGUGACGAGCAGUGCCCCAGUACUACCUCACAGUCAACGGCGUGGAAUACACCUUGCUCCAAUGGAGACAUGAACUCUCGCCUCCAGGCAUUUUCCUCAUGGAGGGGCUCCAUCAAUGACAACAAUGCCUACUGGACACUUUUGACCGGGUGCUCAGUGAAUGGAGGCGAGGUCGGCGUUUCGUGGAUUGGGGCACUCUGCAACUCUGGCUCUGGAGGCUCCAGUAACGGCGGAGCAAGUGCCAAUGUCGUCGCGCGGACGCAAUCCGAAUGGCAGGUCUUUGCCCAUGAAUCGGCUCAUACCUUCGGUGCGGUACACGAUUGCGACUCGACAGCCUGUGGAGGAUCCGGGCGCUCACAAUGUUGCCCCAUGUCUUCUAGCAGCUGUGAUGCUGAUGGGCAAUACAUCAUGAAUCCUGUAUCAGGACGCGGGAUGACACGCUUCUCUCCGUGCACUAUUGGAAACGUGUGCUCCCGGAUGGGGUCCGGCCAGGUUGACUCGCAGUGCCUGGUGGGCUCCGAUGGGAACAGUACUGGAACUAGCGGCCAGUGUGGAAACGGCAUCGUCGAGGCAGGAGAGGCGUGCGAUUGUGGAGACGGCGCGUGUGAUGAGCGUGAAACCCAAUGCUGUGAUUCUUUGACCUGUCAGUGGAAAGGAGGAAGUGAUUGUCGAUCCGAUACUCGAGGAGGAAAUGAUGGAGGGAGGGGAACCACUGGGACUGGAACUGGAAGUGGUUCAUCGAAUGGCGAUUCACUGUCGUCAUGGGUCAAUGAUCAUCUCACGUUGGUCAUUGGACUCGCAGCUGGAAUCGGAGGGGCGUUACUGCUGCUAGUGUUCGGAUGCAUUAUUUGUUCUUGCAGACGCCCAAAAAGCCCCAAAAUCCCCAUCCAGCGGUGA
Messenger RNA from Penicillium salamii, 1704 nucleotides. The record is from the annotation of a GenBank genome assembly. Lineage: Eukaryota; Fungi; Ascomycota; Eurotiomycetes; Eurotiales; Aspergillaceae.